Amphiprion ocellaris (clown anemonefish) is the source of this 3482-nucleotide messenger RNA. RefSeq names its product tubulin, beta 6 class V (gene tubb6). Gene Ontology annotation, cellular component: microtubule; cytoplasm. The record is from RefSeq and is a predicted model, not a curated record. Gene Ontology annotation, biological process: microtubule cytoskeleton organization; mitotic cell cycle. The transcript is spliced from 6 exons. The coding region runs from base 76 to 1407 and encodes 443 amino acids. Gene Ontology annotation, molecular function: GTP binding; structural constituent of cytoskeleton; GTPase activity. Lineage: Eukaryota; Metazoa; Chordata; Actinopteri; Pomacentridae.
CCGGCGAGCAGCACCGGAGGACGGAUACCGGAACCGAGCAGCACCGACAGGAGGACGGACACACCGGAGGUCAGGAUGCGGGAAAUCGUUCACAUCCAGGCGGGUCAGUGCGGGAACCAGAUCGGGACGAAGUUCUGGGAGGUGAUCAGUGAUGAACACGGCAUCGACCCGGCUGGGAACUACGUUGGCGACUCGUCUCUCCAGCUGGACCGGGUCAACGUCUACUACAACGAGGCGUCCUCGCAUAAAUACGUCCCCCGGUCUGUGCUGGUGGACCUGGAACCAGGAACCAUGGACAGCGUUCGCUCAGGAGCCUUCGGACAACUUUUCAGACCGGACAACUUCAUCUUUGGUCAGACAGGUGCCGGCAACAACUGGGCUAAAGGCCACUACACCGAGGGGGCGGAGCUGGUGGACUCGGUGCUGGACGUGGUGAGGAAGGAGUGCGAACACUGCGACUGUCUGCAGGGCUUCCAGCUGACUCACUCCCUGGGCGGCGGCACCGGCUCCGGUAUGGGCACCCUGCUGAUCAGCAAGAUCCGGGAGGAGUACCCCGACCGCAUCAUGAACACCUUCAGCGUCAUGCCCUCACCCAAGGUGUCGGACACCGUGGUGGAGCCCUACAAUGCCACCCUGUCGGUCCACCAGCUGGUGGAAAACACCGACGAGACCUACUGCAUCGACAACGAGGCCCUCUACGACAUCUGCUUCCGCACUCUGAAGCUGACGACGCCGACCUACGGCGACCUCAACCACCUGGUGUCGGCCACCAUGAGCGGCGUCACCACCUCGCUGCGCUUCCCCGGACAGCUCAACGCCGAUCUCCGCAAGCUGGCCGUCAACAUGGUGCCCUUCCCCAGGCUGCACUUCUUCAUGCCAGGCUUCGCUCCGCUGACGGCGAGGGGCAGCCAGCAGUACCGGGCGCUCACCGUCCCGGAGCUCACCCAGCAGAUGUUCGACGCCAGGAACAUGAUGGCGGCCUGCGACCCGCGCCACGGACGCUACCUGACCGUCGCCACCGUCUUCCGCGGACCCAUGUCCAUGAAGGAGGUGGACGAGCAGAUGCUGAACGUCCAGAACAAGAACAGCAGCUACUUCGUGGAGUGGAUCCCCAACAACGUGAAGGUGGCCGUCUGCGACAUCGCGCCGCGGGGGCUCAAGAUGGCCGCCACCUUCAUCGGCAACAGCACGGCCAUCCAGGAGCUGUUCAAGCGGAUCUCCGAGCAGUUCUCGGCCAUGUUCCGGCGAAAGGCCUUCCUGCACUGGUUCACGGGCGAGGGCAUGGACGAGAUGGAGUUCACAGAGGCGGAGAGCAACAUGAACGACCUGGUGUCCGAGUACCAGCAGUACCAGGACGCCACCGCCAACGACGGCGAGGAGAACUUCGAGGACGAGAUCAACGAGUGAAGCUCUGGGAGAACGCUGGAGGAGGAGUCGAGACACUCUGAAACAUUUAGAUGGCAAAAAUAUUUUGAUUUGACAAUCGUCUCUUCCGUAACCCUCUUAACUCCAAACAGCUUCGGGGCACCUCGUGCUCCUGUGACGUUUUUAGAAAAAUAAAAUUGGAUGCAUUUAAUUAAAAAUAUUUUUUAAAAAUUACCAGAAACAUACACAAAAUGACCACAUAAUGAUUAAAAAGACCCAAAAUGACCACAAAAACACACAAAAUGAUCAUAAAGCGAUGCAAAAUUACUAUAAAAAGACACAGAAUGACCACAAAGAGACACAAAAUGACCACAUAAUGAUUAAAAAGACCCAAAAUGAUCUUAAAGCGAUGCAAAGUUAUUACAAAAAGAUGUAGCAUGAACACGAGGAGACACAAAUUGACCACAAAAUUAUCAAAAAGGCACAAAAUGACCAUAAACAGGCAUAAAAUGAAUCACAGAAAGGCUCAAAAUGACCACAAGAGACACAAAAUUAUGACAAAAAGACUGAAACUGACCAUAGAAAGACCCAAAAUAACCACAAAAAGACUCAAAAUGACCAGAAAAAAGGCACAAAAUUACCACAAAAAGACUAAAAAUGACCACAAACAGACAUAAAAUGACCACAAAAAUGCACAAUAUGACCAUAAAAAGACCCAAAAUGUCCACAAAAAGACACAAAAUUACCACAGAAAGACACAAAAUUAUCACAAAAAGAUACAAAAUUACAACAGAGACACAAAAUGACUGUAAAAAGGUGAAAAUUUCCCACAAAAUGACCACAAAGAGACAGAAAAUUAUUACAAAAAGAUACAAAAUGAUCAUAAAGUGACACAAAAUAACAACAAAAAGAUGCAGAAUGACCACAAAUUGACACAAAUUGACCACAAAACUAAAUAAAUGACCAGAAUUGUGAAUUGUUAAUUUUACCAAUAAGGUUUCUUCUCCUUAAAAUGACAUAAACAAGUGACUACAAACAUUAACCCUCUGAAUCCCUGGCUGUUUUUGCUCCUGUCUCAUUUUUCCUCACUGUUGGUUAAUUUUUCUCUGCAAUCUAAAGACAGAUGAACUGUGGAAAAAGGUUCUUCUGUCUGCUUUGUGUGAACACUGCCUGCAGUUCAACCUAAAAGUGGCUGCAUUUAUAUCAUGUGAUCGUUAGUGGCAGCUGAGUCAAGUUUUUUUUUACAGAAACGCUCAGAACAAACAGGUAGAAUAAAGCGAUUCUGAUGACAUAUCAUCAUAUUCUAAAAUGGAUCUGGUAAAGUUUUUCCAACCAAAUGAAGUUUUUUCCAUCAAAAAGUUUAGAUAGACAGCAGGUUUUGGGAUUAGGAGGGUUAAAUAGACAGGAGAACUGGUGUUUAUUGUAAAUCUUAAAGAAGACCUCGGCCUAGUUUUUUUUUGUUGUUGUUUUUAUUUCUGGUCUUUAUCUACUAACAGAAUAUUUGAAGAAUUAAUCAACUAGUUGAUCCAAAGUGAAAGCUUUCACCAGCUGUGUCCUUAAAUCCCGAACAUCGUCUAGGUUUCUGUUUUCUGUUUAGUGACUAAAUGUGUCAUUCAAGAUAAACUUCUUAACUCUAAUGACAGACCCUUUUAUUUAACUUAAUUUAAAGAAUUUUGGACAUUUCAUUUUAAGACCUUACAGGAUAGUGACUGCAGACGAAAAACAGACAAAACAACCACAAAGAAACAAAAAUUCUUACAAAGAGGCACAAAAUGUCCACAGAAAGACACAAAAUGACGACAAAAAGACAUAAAAUAACCAAGAAGAGACACAAAACGACCACAAAAAGACAUAAAAUAACCAAAAAGAGACAUAAAAUGACCACAAAAAGUUUCUAAACUUGUUCAAACCUUGUCUUGUUUCAGGAAUGUAGAGAACAGAAUGUGUUUGGUUAAAAUAAGUCGAGUUCAUGCAGCAGGCGUCAGGAAUGAACGACAACAGACUGUUUCCCUUUUUGUACUGUACUGUGUUUUGGUGUGUUUGUUGUUUUCAAGCUGUGAUUUUUGUACUCAUGAGCACAUCUCUACUGGCUGAGAAAUAAAAGCUUCUAUAAAGGC